Molecule: messenger RNA, 1353 nt
Organism: Umbelopsis ramanniana AG
Lineage: Eukaryota; Fungi; Mucoromycota; Umbelopsidomycetes; Umbelopsidales; Umbelopsidaceae
Exons: 5
Coding region: 326-1129 (267 amino acids)
Biological process (GO): biotin biosynthetic process
Cellular component (GO): mitochondrion
Molecular function (GO): 2 iron, 2 sulfur cluster binding; biotin synthase activity
Source: RefSeq, a predicted model, not a curated record
UCGUCUUAUGUAACCUGUCGCUAAUUUUUCUCAAUGCAUCUGCAUCCAUAUGCAACAGGCUAAGGUUCACCGUGAGAACUUCAACCCACUUGAAGUCCAGCAAUGCACACUCCUUUCUAUCAAGACUGGUGGAUGCUCCGAGGAUUGCAAGUACUGCCCACAAUCAUCACACCAUAAGACACUUGUCAAGGCACAAAAGAUGUUGGAUACUGGAGAAGUGUUGGAUGCUGCUCGUAAGGCAAAGGCUGCCGGUAGUACUCGGUAAGAUCGAUCAUUGUCUUUCAUUGGGGAACACCAUAACCGGAGUGCUAAAAAAAAAAAUGCGAUGGGCUUAUCUGACUCGAACAAUGUUUUUAACUGGGUUUGGAUUGACAGUUUCUGUAUGGGUGCAGCAUGGAGAGAUUUGGCCGGUAGAAAGAGCAACUUCAACAAGAUUUUGGGCUACGUGACAGAGAUUCGCGGAAUGGGAAUGGAAGUUUGCUGCACACUCGGUAUGCUCAACGAAGAUCAAGCCAAGCGAUUGAAGGACGCUGGUCUUACUGCUUAUAACCACAAUUUGGACACUAGUCGCGAGUUCUAUCCCAAGAUUAUCACCACUCGAUCCUACGAUGAACGAUUGGAGACCAUUUCCCACGCACAAGGUGCUGGUAUAUCAGUUUGCUCUGGUGGUAUCAUUGGUCUUGGUGAAACGAACGAAGACAGAGUCGGUAUGCUCCAUACUUUGUCCACCUUGGGUCAACACCCCGAAUCUGUCCCCAUCAAUGCUCUCUUGGCGGUUGAAGGUACUCCUCUGGAAAAGCAAGAGCCCGUGUCUAUUUUCGAAAUGAUUCGUAUGAUCGCAACUGCACGUAUCGUGAUGCCCAAGUCGAUGGUUCGCCUUUCGGCCGGUCGCGUCCGAUUUAGUCAGUCGGAGCAAGCCAUGUGCUUCUUGGCUGGAGCUAACUCCAUCUUCACUGGUGACAAACUACUCACUACCCCCAACAACGAAUUCACAGAUGACCAAAAGAUGUUUGAGCUUUUAGGCAUUGUACCCAAGCCCCCGAACUUUGAGCAAGGGUCAGAUAAGCCUGAACAGCCAAACUACAACAAUGGCAUUAAGAUCAAGGCUGAAUUGCCUUCCAGCGCAUAGAACCCUUUCUGUCUUCUUUACUUUCCUUUUGUUUUUCACCUAUAAAAAUUUCAGUUUUAUCCACUGGGAACACAAGUGUUACACAUCGUAAUAACCCCGCAAUUGGCAAUCCAUAGAAAGUUUUUGGCGCGAUAUUUAUAAAAUUGAUCCUUGCCAGCGAUCGACGGUAUCAUGACGCUGAGCAGCGCACAUGAUCUGUCAAGAGAUCAUUUAAAGGAGAGGAG